AUGGAUCAACAACCAAUCUUCGAAUACAAAGACGAAUCUCAAGCAGAGCGAAUAGCAAGAAAAUCUAAAGAUUCACCAUUCAUGAUUCUUGGUAUAAUGGGAUGUAUUGGUGUUUGUGGUGUUGGUGCAUACAAAUACAAGAACAGAGGUCAGAUGAGUACAAGUGUAUUCCUCAUGCAGUUACGAGUUGCAGCCCAAGGAACUGCCGUUGCAGCACUUACAAUGGGCCUAGCAUAUUCACUUGCAGAAAGAUAUUUAUUUAAAUCUGAUAAGAAACCAGAAUAA
This is a messenger RNA of Pieris macdunnoughi, 285 nucleotides long. The record is from the annotation of a GenBank genome assembly. NCBI's taxonomy places the organism in Eukaryota, Metazoa, Arthropoda, Insecta, Lepidoptera, Pieridae.